GCUUAUGGCGGGAGGGGGUUUCGUCAUGGCUGCUUCCUUGACAUAAAUAAAGAGAAACGCUCGCUAUUUGUCAGCGGCAGCAGCAGAGCAGGAAGCAGAGACAACCGCAGACUGCUGCACACGUACAGCCACAUAGAGAUGACUUCCUAAAAACAGAAAUUCAGCUCUCGGACUGGAGGAAGCUAAAAGACAGUCACAUCUUACUAGACUGAGUUCGGGAAGGUGGGAAAUGGAGAAACAGCAGCAUUCGUCGGGUUCGGACAGUCCGGUGCUGCCGCCUGUGCCGCGAAAACCGCGAAACCUCGGAAUAGGAAUCCCUGCAUCUCGACAAGACAGCGUGGAUUCGUUAGACAGCGAUGAAAGAUCAGACUGUAUGGCACAUUUCUCUGACCUCAUAUCGCCAUCUGUCAUCUUUAGUCUAUAUCCUACCGGAUCUCAUGUAGAGUGGUGUAAACAGCUGAUAGCGGCCACUAUCUCCAGCCAGAUCUCUGGCGGUGUCCCUCCAGAAGCCAUUACCCGCGAAUGCAAGGUUGGGAAGAAGAUAGAUUUCAGGGUAUCCAGGAGGACAAACUUAAGGUCUCUGGACUCUGGUGAAGAUGGCUGUCAGUUUGACAGUGACUAUGAACUGCCGUCUCACACUACGCAAAUAUUCAAGGAUGCACGAAAGCAAGCGCCCAUGGAUGAAGUCCCACUGGUCCCUGGAGAGACGAUCACAACCACUGUUAAAGAUGUGAUGUAUAUCUGUCCUUUCUCUGGAGCUGUGACCGGCACACUCACAGUCACGGACUACAGACUCUACUUUGUCAGUCUAGAACGGGACUCUCCUUUCAUAUUGGAUGUGAACCUGGGUGCUAUCAGCAGGUUGGAGGCUAUCAGUGUACAGAGUCUUGGGGAGAAUACUAGUGGCAUGGAGAUCGUCUGUAAGGAUAUGAGGAGUCCCAGGUUUGCUUAUAAAAAGGAGCCACAGAGUAAUUUGGAGAUUUUAGAUGUGUUGACAAAGUAUGCCUUCCCCCUGUCCAAUGAGCUGUCCCUAUUCGCCUUCCAAUACAAAGAGCAAUUUCCUGAGGAUGGAUGGAAGGUUUAUGAUCCAGUGGCUGAGUAUAAAAGAAUGGGUUUGCCGAAUGAGAGCUGGACUAUCAGUAAGAUCAACAGUAAUUAUGAAGUGUGUGACACUUACCCUGCUCUGCUCGUUAUCCCAACCAGUAUUACAGAGGAUGAAGUCAAACGAGUGGCCUCUUUCAGAGUGAAACAUCGUAUACCAGUCCUCUCAUGGAUCCACCCAGAAACUCAGGCCACUAUAGUGCGCUGUAGUCAGCCCAUGGUGGGCCCGACAGACCGCCGGUGUAAGGAGGAUGAGCAUUACCUCCAGACCAUCAUGGAUGCCAAUGCACAGUCCCAUAAACUCACCAUAUUUGAUGGUCGGCAGAGCAACGUGGCUGAUAAUCACAAGGCUAAAGAUGGAGGUUAUGAGAAUGGAAGUUUCUACCCCAACAUGGAGCUGAAAUUCCUGAAGAUCCCAAACAUUCAUGUUAUGAGAGAGUCUCUGCGUAAGCUGAAGGAGGUGGUCUACCCCAUCAUUGAUGAACAGCGCUGGCAUUCAGCCAUAGAUGGCACACACUGGCUAGAGCACAUACGGCUUUUGCUUGCGGGUGCAGUGCGAAUUGCAGAUAAGGUUGAGUCGAGUAAGAGCUCUGUGGUGGUGCACUGCAGUGAUGGCUGGGACCGCACAGCUCAGCUCACCUCUUUGGCCAUGCUGAUGCUGGACUCUUACUACAGGACUCUCAGGGGCUUCCAGGUGCUGCUGGAGAAGGAAUGGAUCGGCUUCGGACACAAGUUUGCUGCGCGUGUUGGUCAUGGAGAUGAAAAUCAUGCAAACUCUGAGCGCUCGCCUCUAUUUGUGCAGUUUAUAGACUGUGUUUGGCAAAUGAUGAGACAGUUUCCCACUGCCUUUGAGUUUAAUGAGCUCUUCCUCAUCACCAUCCUGGAUCACCUCUACAGCUGCCUGUUUGGUACAUUCCUUUACAACAGUGAACAGGAGCGAGUGGAAAAGGCAUUGAACAGUAAGACUGUGUCUUUGUGGUCUUACAUCAAUAGCCAACCAGAGGACUUCACCAACCCCUUCUAUGUGGACUAUGAAAACCAUGUGCUGUACCCCUUGGCCACUCUAAGGCAUUUGGAGCUGUGGACUGGAUACUACGUACGCUGGAACCCCCACAUGAGACCACAGAUGCCUGUGCACCAGAACCUGAAGGAGUUGCUGUAUCUGCGUGCAGAGCUUCAGAGGAAGGUGGAGGAGUUACAGAAAGAAGUAUCUUCGUCCCGCUCAGUCUCCUCUUCAUCAGAACAUGCGUAUUCUCCCUCACAUGGUGGUACACCCCUACACACCUCUGUGUAACAUACAUGCAGUGCUCACAUUAGAGAGAAUUCAUUAUUAACAGAAUGUGUGGUAGGAAUCUAUAGGUUACAGUAAACAUGGUAAUGUGAUGUCUAAGUCUAUCGGUCAUUUGUCACUGGAUAAUGCUUCGGGCAGAAUGUAUUGAGGGCCGGCGUAUAUACAUGUGAAAACCUGCAUUAACACCCAAAGAGAGGACAGUCCGUGGAAACAAUUAUGUGGGAAGACUUUUCGUUGGAGUUUCAUUUCAGUUGUGUUUUUUAAAGUGUAGACUUCCUUCUAAACAGAGAAUCAAAGAAGCUUUUGAUUGCGUUUCAGUUUCUGAAAAAUAGGCCAGUAUUUUAACUUGCGUUUAACUUGACUUGUAAAUAUACUCUUUAAUAAUUUAAUGUUUUUUUUUUUUUUUUUUUUCUAUUUUAAUCAGUGUUUCUUUGUGACAGUGUACUUUUGUUGUUGUUUUUGUGUAAUAGUUUUUUUACUGCCUCAGCAUUGCCUGCCUUUGUGCCAGUACCUGUACACAACCUUUCAACAUUCACCAUCACUUUAGUUCUUUAAAACAUCUUACAUAACAUUUAUUUCCCUACCUAUAAACUUGUUCAUGUUUUAAGUUUUAAUAUUAUUUUAUUAGAUUUUACUCAUUCAUUUUGGGUUCUUGAAUAUUGCUGUUGUGAUACUGCCAUUUUGAAACCACAUAUUGCAUUUGUCUUUGUUUUUCUGUUAGUAUGAAAGUUUUUAUGUGUGCACCCUAAUAUUGCACUACUAUUGUACUUCCUGUACUACUGAAAUGUAUGUAAAUAAGGACCAUCUGAUAUUAACCCCUCCUGUUGAUUAUAUGUUAUACAUUUAAAAUAUAAAAAACUUGUUUGGUGA
Messenger RNA from Ctenopharyngodon idella (grass carp), 3262 nucleotides. It is a transcript of the gene mtmr1a, whose product is annotated as myotubularin related protein 1a. The coding region runs from base 230 to 2395 and encodes 721 amino acids. Gene Ontology annotation, molecular function: phosphatidylinositol-3,5-bisphosphate 3-phosphatase activity. Lineage: Eukaryota; Metazoa; Chordata; Actinopteri; Cypriniformes; Xenocyprididae. The transcript has 19 exons. The record is from RefSeq and is a predicted model, not a curated record. Gene Ontology annotation, biological process: dephosphorylation.